Molecule: messenger RNA, 1742 nt
Organism: Callorhinus ursinus (northern fur seal)
Lineage: Eukaryota; Metazoa; Chordata; Mammalia; Carnivora; Otariidae
Source: RefSeq, a predicted model, not a curated record
AUGGAGUUUCUUGAAAGAACUUACCUUGUGAAUGACAGAGCCACCAAGAUGUAUGCCUUCACCCUAGACAGUGUGGAACUCCAGCAGAAAUCCUUGAAUAAAGAUCAGUGUCCUGGAGAGAAGCCAGAGGAGCUGGAGUCAGGAGCCAUCUAUCACUGCCACAACAACUCCAAGGCCACAGAGAACAGAGCAAACGAGCAAGUCUAUGCCAAGUGGAAACUCUGUGCUGCUUCAGGAAUAUGCUUCGUUUUCAUGAUUGCAGAGGUUGUGGGUGGGCACAUUGCUGGGAGUCUUGCUGUCAUCACAGACGCUGCCCAUCUCUUAAUUGACCUGACCAGUUUCCUGCUCAGUCUCUUUUCCUUGUGGUUGUCAUCGAAGCCCCCUUCGAAGCAGCUGACAUUUGGAUGGCACCGGGCAGAGAUCCUUGGUGCCCUGCUGUCCAUCUUGUGCGUCUGGGUGGUGACUGGGGUGUUGGUGUACCUGGCAUGUGAACGCCUGCUCUACCCUGAUUACCAGAUCCAGGCGACUGUGAUGAUCAUUGUUUCAGGCUGUGCUGUGGCAGCCAACAUUAUGCUAAGUGUGAUUCUGCACCAAAGACACUCCAGCCACAAUCACAAAGACAUGCAAGCUAAUGCCAGUGUCAGAGCGGCUUUUGUACAUGCCCUUGGAGAUCUAUUACAGAGCAUCAGUGUGUUAACCAGUGCACUUAUUAUCUACUUUAAGCCAGACUAUAAAAUGGCUGACCCAAUCUGCACAUUUGUCUUUUCCAUCCUGGUUCUGGCCAGCACCAUCACUAUCUUAAAGGACUUUUCCAUCUUACUCAUGGAAGGUGUGCCAAAGAACCUGAAUUACAAUGAUGUGAAAGAGCGCAUCUUGGCGGUGGAUGGAGUGGUGUCUGUGCACAGCUUGCACAUCUGGUCUCUAGCAAUGAACCAAGUGAUUCUCUCGGCUCAUGUUGCUGCAGGAGCCAGCCGUGACAGCCAGGUUGUUCGGAGAGAGAUUGUUAAAGUCCUCAGCAGUAGCUUUACUCUGCACUCACUCACCAUUCAGAUGGAAUCUCCAGCUGACCAGGACCCCGACUGCUUUUUCUGUGAAGACCCCCGGGACUAGUUCAGUCACAACAUCGACUUCUCGCAUUUGAUGGGCCACUAUAUGCUGCUCUGCUAUUUCCAGCACACAAGAAAUAAAGAACCAAAGGAUGAAGUUUGAGAAAUUCGUGAUACUGUACAAUGCACAUUUUAUCCUUCUUUAUUUAGCUCCAUCUGCCAAAGAUGAAAAUCCGUUUAGAUUCAUCAGCCAAUUGGGUUAUCAACUCAUGAGUAGCUGUGUUCAAUUACAGGAAUGUGUGUAUAGACUGUUCCUGACUGGGGCUGAAGUAACAGCUGUUUGUAACCAGAGGCAAUAAAAAGUUCAUCUCCCUUCAAUAAGGUAUCCUAAGGAUGAGUGGGUAAAAUUGAACUCGGGAAAGUCUUAUUGGAGUCGGUGCCUAGGAAUUCUCCCAAAAUAUGAGAAGCAAAAGAAGAAGAGCCAAGCCAGGUUAAAAGAGAUUCUGGAGACCUAUCACGCCACUAUAACUUGACUCUCUCACCAUGUUAUAAUAUGAUUUUGAGCACUAUCUUUUUGCUCCCUAUCCACAUCACUAUCCACCAAAUGGGGUACAAAUAUCCUCUUUCUCUCUUGCUUACAAAUUAUGUUUUAAUAUGCCGAAACUAUUGAAUGAUAUUUUACUUGUCUGUAUAAAA